CGCACUAACCAGGUACGAACAAAUUCGUUGUUUUUUUCGUGGUUUUUCGCGCGCCACGGCCGAAAAAGCCGAGGCGUCGUGAAUUUCGCUUGUUUCUGACUCCGGACGUGUCCUUUGAGUACGCAAACAACGCCUAUAAUAACUACUGUAAAUAGAGAGUGUAUAUAGUGAUAAGUGAGUGAUAUAGGUGUGUGGGAUUUUAGUUGGCAAUGAGUUCAAGCAACAAAUCGGUGUCCUCCGGUGGGAGAGGCACCAAUAAAAAUAAAUCAUCACAACAGCAUGGAAAAUCAGAUCAUCAUCAAACUAAAUCAUCGGAUUCAAUAAAACAUGAAAAAAUGCAGCCAAACACUGUUCAGAUGCGGCAUGCACAAAUCAUUGACACUAGAAUGGGUAGUGGUGAAGAUCCUAUUUUGAAAGAGCGUAUAAAGCAAGUUAUGGAUAUGACUAGACGAUCAGAAGACGAAGUUGUUAUGGCUUUACAUGAUAGUGAUGGAGACUUGGAUCGUGCAGUUAAUGAUCUUUUGGAAGGAGUAAAAACAGAAUGGGAAGUGAAAAAAAAGAAGCCUCGUCAACCUAGUGGUUCAAAACAAAAUAUGGAUACUUCUGGUGGUCAAGAUGAAAGUGGUGAUUGGGAUGAAAGGCGUAAUCAACGAGGAGGUGGUCCUCCCCGUAUGCGAGGUCGUGCUAAUCAUGAUAAUCGUGGAUGGCGUGGUCGAGAAAAUAAAGAAAAUGAAAGAAAUAUGGAAGAUGGUAUUCGUGACGGCAGUUAUAGUGGUAAUAGAAGGGGUAGAGGUGGCCCAGGCAGACCUGGCCGAGGAGGUCGAGGUGGAGGAAGAGGACUUGGUCCUCGAACAUUUGCCAAUCGAAAUGAUCCAUCAUCCGCUUCGUCAACUCAUAGUUUUAAUCGAUCAAUUGAUACAUGGACAGGUAAUGAAGAACAACAACAAACUGCCCAAGAACCAAAAAUGGAUGCAUGGAAUAAUUUGGAUUCUGCAGAAGACUGGGAUAAUGAAGAGUAUACAGGUUCAUUGGCAGAUACAAAAGUUUUUACACCAAGCACUUCUAUAACUGAACCUGUAUCUUCUACAGAAGAACUUAAACCUCAGGAUCGACAAACAAUACAAUCAAAUCAGAAUGUAAAUUUAUCAUUACUACAACAGGAAGAAUUACCAAAAUUGUCAGAAAUACCACCAAUACAGCAACAAACUUUAAUGCAACAAACACAGCAACAACAGCCUAUAUUAAGUUUACCAGCAAUGCAGUUGUCACAACAACCAAAUGCUAUAAGUGGUGGAGUAUUAACAGCUGCCCAAACACAGUAUUUAACACAACUUACCCAACAAACAAGUGAAAAUUUGAAAGCUGCUGGACAAAAUACAUUUUCCUCUUCGAUAUCCAAUCAGCCUCAAAGACAAACAAAACAACGUCCAAGGGUUCCACCUCCAUCAAAAAUACCAUCUAGUGCUGUAGAAAUGCCUGGAGAUGCUGUUAAUAGUGGCAUUGGAUUUCUUGAUGUUCAAUUUGGUGCACUUGAAUUUGGUAGCGAUUCAAGCUCUCUUGAUGGUUCUGCAAAUGAAAAAUAUAAUUCAGCUAGUAAUACAAUAACUGGUGUAGAUGUGUCUUCUACUACAAAUACUGUAAACACUGCCAAUACAAAUAGCUCUUUGGAUAUUGAAACAACGCAACCAUCAUCAACAACACCUUUCAAUACUACUUCACAAAUGUUAUCAAAUAGCGACAACUUACCAGUAUCAAGUGAACAUUCGAUAAACGCUCAAACAUUCACUGCUCGUGGUAGCAGUACUGGACAAACUUUAGAUAUAACUAAACAAGAUUUUACUUCACAAGUUUCACCAGGAAAUGCACCUCCCUAUGGUACAACUACAACUUAUCAAUCUCAAAAGACAUCAUUUCAAACACCUACUGCAACACCAAGCACUUAUAAUGCAUAUUCUACAAAUGCUCAAUCUACUCAAUCAUCUUUUCAAACUGCGUCAGGCACGAGUGCUAAUAAUUAUUCUGCAACAGCUACUGUUUCACAAGCAAGUUAUAAUUCUUCAUCAUCAUUUCCUCAAUCUAAUACGUCAACCUUUAGUCAAGCUUCUCCUUCUGCAUCUGCAUCUGCAACUUCGGGUUAUAAUCAACCAACAACUACAAAUCAGGUAUAUCAAUCUGCAAGUGGAUACGUACCUACUACAACUUCUCAAUAUCAAGCACAGUCUGUAGCUACAAAUACCGUAUCAAAUAGUAGUACAGGCUAUCAAAGUGGAUAUCAAGGAUCGUCUUCAUUUCAAUCGACUCCACAAGCUUACCAACCAUCUGCUACUACAUUUACUUCACCUAUAACUCAAACAUCUGGAGCUUACCAAAGUGCAGCACAAUCUGUAUAUGCGAGUGCAUAUGGUACAUAUGCUAGCCAACCACAAACAGCAUCUCAUAAUCAUAAAUUAAACAAUAAUACUACAAAAGAUUCUCAAUAUGAUAAUAAUGCAACAACAUCAAAUAGUUCUCUUGCAACUACAACAGCACCUACAUUAGGUCUUAGUUCUGCUUCCGUAAAUAGUUCACAAACUAAAGUAACAAAUUCUAAUGCGGUACCGAAAAGUACAUCAAGUGGUGUAGUAACAGGUAGUAGUGGAAGUGGAAAUAUGACAGGUGGUGCAGCUGGUAGUAUGACACCAAUGCUAAGUCACCAAUAUAUUAUGGGCCAAGGUGUACCUUAUGCAUUUCAACAACCAGUAUAUAGUUAUGAGGAAUUACAACUUAUGCAACAAAGAAUACCGCAUAUGCCAACUACUGGUUACUAUGACGCGGCCUUGGGCUAUCAGACAACCGGCCCUGCUACCAGUCUUGGUGGGGGACGAGGAGAUGCACUCUCUGGUGUACAAGGUGUUCAAGGAGUGCAAGGUGUACAAGGAGCCUAUACCAGUAUUAGUGAUGCCAGGUUCGCUAGAAAUGACAGCAAUGCAUCUCCAGUUCCAUCUACUAUGUCACAACAGACUGCUACACAGCAUCAGCAACCAAUGAUGAAUCCUACACUUCCUCCAACAUAUGCAUAUUUUGCAUAUGGUGGUGGAAUAAUGCCAGGUGGCUUUCAAUAUGGAACUCCUGCUAUUUAUCCUCAGAUAGCGACUGCUGGUAACGCGGGUACAAAUAGUGGUGCAUAUAGUGCUAAACCAGGAAGUUAUGGAUCUGGAUAUGGAGCUGGUGCAAGUUAUGAUGCAUUAGCAUCUGCUGGUCCCUCUGCUGAAUAUAAAGGUGCAGGAAGCAGUUAUACUAGUACACAAACUGGUAAAACUGGAACAUCUACUGGAAAUACGAAUACUGGUGGAUCGUCUGCAACCGAUAUAAGCGCCACUAUGUAUGCAAAAAGUCAUGUAGCACUUAGUAAAGUGAAUUCUUACGACAAACAAACUUUUCACUCAGCAACUCCUCCGCCAUUUAGUCUUACUGGAAGUCAAAAUGCUGGUUUACCUGGUGCAUAUGGAACACCACAUUUGUUUAUCCCAACUAUGCCUCAUCAAUUACAUCAACCACUUCAUCAAGAUGGUGGUAGUAGUACAGGCCAAAGGUCUAAUACAAGUUCCCAAAAUAAAGCCCAAGCAAAACCUGGUUAUAGUCCUAGUUAUUGGACUGGAAGUAAUUAAAAAAUUGGACUGCAAAAGGAAAAAGAGAAGAAAAAAAUAAAAAUGCACCAUUUUAGACAAACUACCAUUUCGCCAUUGUGAUACACGGUGGUGUGAAAUAAGGACAUUGACAUAAAUGAUAUAAAGGACACGAGAUAAGACGAUUUUCCUUUUCUUUUUUUUCUUUUUUUUUUCCUUUUUUUCUUUUUUCUUUUUUCUUUUUUUUUUUUUUUUUUUUUUUUUUUUUUUUUUUUUUUUUUUUUUUUUUUUUUUUUGUGAAACUAUGAUUCUAAUAGGACACAAGUUAAUGUAAAAUAUUAAAUGAAACUUAGAAUAUGGAAGGAUUAAGCAAUUUUUAAAGAUUUUGUGUUUAAUGGCGUGAUAAUAUUUUUCACAUAAAUCUACUAAUAGCAAUUAGUUAGAAAGAUGUUAUACUUUUUAAUUAGUCAUAUUAAUUUCUGUAUUCUUAUAUCUUGAGAUAUUAAGUUGGAUUAUAAAGAAAUCUUUUAACAUGUUAUUCUACUUAUAAUUCUACAUAAUUCUUUAAUUGUAUUAAAAAGUUUUUGGUGUGUAUAAUGCAAAUAUAAAUAUAAAUAUAUAUAUAUAUAUAUAUAUAUAUAUAUAUGUAUAUAUAUAUGUAUAUAUAUAUGUAUAUAUAUAUUUCUUUAAGUUAAUAAAAAUGUAAUAUGCAAAAGAGAAGAAAAAAUAAUCAAAUGCAACAUGAAAAAAUUGCAUAGUUCUUCCAAAUGUAAGGCGCAUUCGUGCCAAAUGAAUUUAUAGCGUUUAUAACGUAUAAAAUCGUGAAAAGAAUGAUCAUACAUAUUUCUCAAGAAGAAGAAGAAGAAGAAGAAGAAGAAGAAGAAGAGGAAGAGGAAGAGGAAGAACAGAAUUAAUUGUGAUUAAACGCUAUAAAAAAAGAAAAUCAAGAUUUGUGAGUAGCUCUCGUGUGAAAUACUGAAAAGAUGAUCUAGAAGAGUAAUUGACUGUUAAAUUUACUCCCGAUCUCCUAUCUGUAUACUACUGUGCAAUUGCGAAUAUAUACUGCAUCGACUGCAAAGGGUGACAGUUUUUUUGUAUGACGUAGGCAUUUCGACUCGUUAACAUCUAAAGUGCUUCUUUACAUGAAAACAAAGCACCCCGUUCGUAAUGAAACGUAAAACUAUGCUAUGUAAAUUACAAUUAUUGUAUGUAUUUAACCAUGGAACAUCAGGUAUAUAAAGUUAUAAUCAUCAUAAUGUUGUCACUUUUGGUAUUUAAAAAUGAAUGUAUAAUCGCACUAGUUUCGCAUUCUUGCGCGCACCCAUAUAUAUACAUAUAUAUAUAUACAUAUAUAUAUACAUAUAUAUAUACAUAUAUAUAUAUAUAUAUAUAUAUAUAUAUAUAUAUUUGAUUUGGUUGCCUUGCAUUUCUUUUAGUUACCAGAAUUUAUGAACGUUAUAUUUUAUUAACAAAAAGCUAUUAAACCAAAAAGAAGAUACCGUCAUACCAUGUUUUCAAAGAACGUUGAUUUCAAAAUGAGAGCGGUACUUAUUUAAUAUAUCUUAUGUUUAUAAAAAGCGGCGUUGCAGAUUAAAUAGUGCCACAAAAUACUAGGAAAAACAAACAGAAUUCAAUAAUUUUCUUGUGGUGCCUUGAAUAAAAUUCAAAUAAUAGAAUUCAAACAUCUGCUUUUUGCAGGAACUUCUCAUAUAACUUUCUACAAUCCUUUCAUACUGUAAGUUGUAUUAUCUAAAACAUACAUUACCUUAUCCUUAUUCAUAUAUUAACUUUUACUAAUUACUCUAUAUCUAUGUAAUUUAUAUUCUAAGAAGUAAUAGGUGAUGUUUUAGUUUAAUUACAGUUUUAAAGUUUU
Messenger RNA from Apis laboriosa (Himalayan honeybee), 5478 nucleotides. RefSeq names its product protein lingerer (gene lig). Gene Ontology annotation, molecular function: protein binding. The coding region runs from base 210 to 3647 and encodes 1145 amino acids. Gene Ontology annotation, cellular component: cytoplasm; nucleus. Lineage: Eukaryota; Metazoa; Arthropoda; Insecta; Hymenoptera; Apidae. The transcript is spliced from 15 exons. The record is from RefSeq and is a predicted model, not a curated record.